AUGAAUUGGCUCGUUCUAUUCAAGAUUCGAAAGCCACGCGCGAUUCUUCUUCUUCAAAGCAAAUCGAUGCGCCGGCGCAUUAGUCGUUAUUUGCUUUCACCAUUGAGCGCAUUGAUCAGCAAGUCAUCUCACCCUCCGCCUUCCGAGAUCGAACCUCUACUUUCUGAAAGUGGGAACCCAUUAGUUGAUGAACAUGGUCAUGCAACGCACUCUACGAACAUUAGUUUGCCGAAUCAUAUGAACGAGCAUUCAGCAAACAAUUGUGACGAUGCCACCUUGAUCCUGCUCGCACGGAAGGAACGUGAGCUCCAGAAAAAAUCACGCGAUCGUCGUCGAAUGCAGGAGCUUGUGGUGGUAGUUGCCCUUCUACCGUUUGGAUUAUUCCUUGUUGGAGCUGCGUUGGUCGAAUUGCUCGAGGGCAGUUACUAA
Molecule: messenger RNA, 429 nt
Organism: Malassezia globosa CBS 7966
Lineage: Eukaryota; Fungi; Basidiomycota; Malasseziomycetes; Malasseziales; Malasseziaceae
Exons: 1
Coding region: 1-429 (142 amino acids)
Source: RefSeq, a predicted model, not a curated record